Molecule: messenger RNA, 972 nt
Organism: Dioscorea cayenensis subsp. rotundata (Guinea yam)
Lineage: Eukaryota; Viridiplantae; Streptophyta; Magnoliopsida; Dioscoreales; Dioscoreaceae
Product: probable disease resistance protein At1g15890
Exons: 3
Coding region: 1-972 (323 amino acids)
Biological process (GO): defense response to other organism
Molecular function (GO): ADP binding
Source: RefSeq, a predicted model, not a curated record
AUGCCGCCGGAAAUGGAGGUGAAGGCGCUUUGUGAGCAAGCGCAGGCAAUCCUCGUGGAGGAGUGGAACGUUGAGCCCAUUAGCUGCCCUAUCACUAUUCGAUCUGAUAUCGCUAAGUAUUUGGGAUUGUCAUAUGCUGAUGCUGGUGCAAUUUGCAAUUUCUUGAGGAGAAAGAGUUUUCUGUUGCUGCUAGAUGAUCUUCGGAGCUCACUUGAUCUUGAGACGAUUGGAGUACCUGACAUUCGGCACCAUGCUCAAGACAAGAAGAAGAGGAUGGUGGUUUUCACAACACGGUCCGAGGCAAUUUGCGGUAGCAUGGAAGCUAAUGAGAAGAAAAAAAUGGAGUGCCUGGAUGACAAUGCAGCAUGGAGUUUGUUCAAAGAGAAAGCCGGUAAAGAGUUCAUUGCAUCUGAUAAACAAAUCCGACAUCAUGCAGCGGAUAUCACAAAGAAAUGCGCUGGACUUCCGCUUGCUCUUGUCACCGUAGGCAAAGCGAUGUCUACUAAGAAGACACCUGGAGAAUGGGAGUAUGUUGCCACCAUGAUGAGAAAGUCCAAAUAUCAGAACAUUCCAGGUAUGAAGGAAUCAAACUUCUUUCCUAUUUUGAAGAUCAGUUAUGACAGUUUGGAGAGCGAUAAUUUAAGGCAGUGCUUCUUGUAUUGUUCUUUAUGGGGUGAGGAUGAGCAAAUACCUACAGAUGAACUUAUAGAGUGUUGGAUGGGGCAUGGCUUAUUAGAUGAUUUUGAUGAACUUAAUGAAGCUUACAUCAAGGGUGAAACUAUUAUUGGAAUUCUUAAAGAAGCAUGCUUACUCAAAUCAGGAAUGCAACAGGGGAACAUUGUGACCUUCUUCAUCAACAUAGAUGCAGAACUUCAUCAAUUCCUCUUCUCCUUUGUUGGCAGAUCUGUAGAUGCAACCGAAGCUUGGUUUGUUCAAGAGGAUACACUAAAUCUGGUGCACUCUAUGCCUUAA